AUGGCAGAAACCGCUCCAGCUCCCGCUGCGGCCCCAGCAAAGUCCCCCAAGAAGAAGGCGCCCCGAGCCAAGAAAACUGGUCCAAGUGUGGGCGAGCUCGUCGUCAAGGCGAUCUCUGCCUCCAAGGAGAAGAAAGGAGUCUCCCUGGCUGCUCUGAAGAAGGCUCUGGCGGCUGGAGGAUACGAUGUGGAGAAGAACAACGCUCGUGUCAAAAUAGCCAUCAAGAGUUUGGUAACAAAGGGAACACUGGUUCAGACUAAAGGAACUGGUGCCUCCGGCUCCUUCAAGCUGAACAAGGCAGCGGAAAAGAAGCCCGCUAAGAAGGCGGCUCCCAAAGCCAAGAAGCCAGCAGCAAAGAAACCUGCCGCGGCCAAGAAGCCCAAGAAGGCAGCAGCUAAGAAGCCUGCGGCUGCUAAGAAAUCUCCGAAGAAAGCACCGAAGAAGCCCGCCACACCGAAAAAGGCAGCAAAGAGCCCGAAGAAAGCUAAGAAGCCCGCUGCACCCAAGAAGGCAGCGAAGAGCCCCAAGAAAGCGAAGGCAGCGAAACCCAAGGUCGCCAAGCCUAAAGCUGCCAAGCCCAAAAAGGCUGCACCCAAGAAGAAGUAAAUGUUGCACGUUUACUUCUGGUCCAU
This is a messenger RNA of Sardina pilchardus (European sardine), 632 nucleotides long. RefSeq names its product histone H1-like. Bases 1 to 606 code for a protein of 201 amino acids. Gene Ontology annotation, cellular component: nucleosome; nucleus. Gene Ontology annotation, molecular function: structural constituent of chromatin; nucleosomal DNA binding; double-stranded DNA binding. The record is from RefSeq and is a predicted model, not a curated record. Lineage: Eukaryota; Metazoa; Chordata; Actinopteri; Clupeiformes; Clupeidae. Gene Ontology annotation, biological process: negative regulation of DNA recombination; nucleosome assembly; chromosome condensation. The transcript has a single exon.